Molecule: messenger RNA, 279 nt
Organism: Peronospora matthiolae
Lineage: Eukaryota; Oomycota; Peronosporomycetes; Peronosporales; Peronosporaceae
Source: the annotation of a GenBank genome assembly
AUGGAGGUGGAGGAGAAGAAAAAAAAACGCUAUCCAAACUAUCGUGGGGGAGCGUGUGUCCCCGAGAGCCUCCUUGAUCGCGUAACUCUUGCGUUGCGCGGCGACCUCGAGUAUGAGCGGGACAGGCGUCUCCAACUGGCGGACGCUGUCUCAAAGCAUCAAGCUGAGUUUGCCUUAGCUCAGCUUGAGAACGAGAGAGCUUUGACAUCUCUGCGUGACGAGCUAAGGGUAGCUCGUGGGAUUGUUGAUCGGUCUCGGGAUGAGAUAGCUGCUCUUUAG